This is a messenger RNA of Colossoma macropomum (tambaqui), 2148 nucleotides long. It is a transcript of the gene dnajc1, whose product is annotated as DnaJ (Hsp40) homolog, subfamily C, member 1. The transcript has 12 exons. Bases 171 to 1769 code for a protein of 532 amino acids. Gene Ontology annotation, cellular component: endomembrane system. The record is from RefSeq and is a predicted model, not a curated record. Lineage: Eukaryota; Metazoa; Chordata; Actinopteri; Characiformes; Serrasalmidae.
GCUGCAGCUCCUCCACCACCACACAGCGGAGCGGAGAGGCCACGUAGGACAGGACACAGAAAGAGAGCGAGCGAGAGGGGGAGGGCAUGCUAGGCUACCUUAAACGAUAGAUAUCCACUACGUAGGAAUGGACAGUUGAUGUCAACACAUCGUGAAAAACACAUUUAAGUAUGAAAAUGCCUUCUUCAGCGGGGGUGGUCGCGCUGGUCUGGGUCGCCGGUUUUCUUUUGGUAAUCCAGCCUUUACCCACCGCAGCGUGGGACUUAGACCUGGAGCUCUUCGACCUGGUGGAGGAAAUUCCGAAGACCUUCUACGAGUUCCUGUCUGUUAGCCAAGAUGCAACGUCAUCUGAGAUCAAGAAGGCCUACAGAAGACUGUCACUCACCCUGCACCCUGAUAAAAACAAAGAUGAAAACGCCGAAACCCAGUUCAGACAGCUGGUCGCCAUCUAUGAGGUUCUUAAGGAUGAAGAACGGAGGCAACGAUAUGAUGACAUUCUGGUUAAUGGGCUGCCUGACUGGAGGCAGCCUAUGUUCUACUACCGUCGUGUGAGGAAGAUGAGUAACGGAGAGCUGGGCUUCCUCCUGUUCCUCAUCCUCACAGUGGGCCACUACGCUGUAAUCUGGUCCAUCUAUCUGGAGAAGCAGCUGGAUGAACUUCUUAGCAAGAAGAAGAAAGAGAAGAAGAAGAAGCAAAGCAGCAAGGUAGCUGAGGAAGUGAAGACCACUGGACAAGAGAAAAAUGAGAGAUCAGAUAAGCCGCACUGGCAUGAUAUUUUACCCCUCAAAUUGAGCAUCUGGCUGUAUUACUCUUUGAAGUCUCUCCCACACGUCAUACAGGACGUGAAGCAGUACUACAAAGAUUACAAAGAAAUGAAAGUGAAGGAGAAAGAAGAAGCAGAAGCACUAGCACUAGCAGAGCAAGAAAGUCAGCAAAGAGAGAAACGUCCCAAGGUGAAGAAACCCAAGAUGGAGUUUCCAGUUUAUGAGCCCAGUGAGGCAGCUUACAUACCUGCAUAUGACCAGGGAACGUCCAUCGAGGACAUUGAGGAUCAAAUGGACGAUUGGCUGGAGGAUAGGAAACAGCAGAAAAAGAAAACUCCAGGGUGGACAGAAGAGGAUGUCAGCUUGCUAACUCGCAGCAUGGCAAAGUUCCCCGGAGGGACACCAGGCCGGUGGGAGAAGAUCGCCCAUGAACUGGGCAGAUCCGUUGCUGAAGUUACAGCUAAAGUGAAACAGAUCAAAGACAGCGUCUCCAGCACACCUGGGCUGGUAAAGUUCUCAGAUCUGAAGAGCUGUGCGACAGUUGGUAAAGGCUCUGUCCCGGACAGUCUGAUGACCCAACGAGAGGAGCUCGAGCCAUCGGCGCCCUCGGAGCCCGAUGCUGAAGGAGACUCUGAGAACCGGACCGUGAGGAGGAGAGCCAGGAAAUCAGCAGCAGGGGCUGCUGGGGCAGCAGCGGGAGAGGAAAGGGUGAAAGGGCGCAGGCAGAAAGACUUUGACCCCACGGCUGUGGAUGAGGACAGUGAAGACGAGAAAAAGUCCUCACCCUCAGCACCACCCAAGGAGAAGCCCAGCGCUUCUGAUGACGUUUGGACCCAGAACCAGCAGAGGCUCCUGGAGCUUGCCCUGCAGCAGUACCCACGAGGCACUGCUGAACGAUGGGACAGGAUCGCUAAAGUGGUGCCUGGGAAAAGCAAGGAGGAGUGUAUGAUCCGUUACAAGCUGCUCGCAGAGCUGGUGCAGAGACGGAAACAAGCAAAGAGCUGACGCUCUGGACCUCCGAGCCCUUCCUUCUGUACCUUCAUCUCUCUGUCAUGUGCCUUAGCUUUGCCAAAAUCAUGCUGUACAUCGGCCCGGUCAGCUCUAAUGCUGCCUGGCAUGUUCUGCAGUACUUGGACAUAUCAGUAUUGGAGAAAUCUAUUUGUGACCUGUAUUAUUUGAAACAGCAGAUGUGCUGAAAAUCAGUUUAUUAUUUAUUUUAAAUCAUUCUCUGCUGCAGUCUCCACCGCAAAUGUUUCAUAGUGCAGUUUAAAGCAAGAGGAACAGAAAGUCUAAGUCUCUCUGUUUUCAGAGACCCAGUAUGUUGUUCUUUUUAUCCGUUUGUCACAUUGUAAUGAAACAUAAAGCAUCGUGUACAACUGAUGUA